This is a messenger RNA of Aspergillus oryzae RIB40, 1104 nucleotides long. RefSeq lists its product as uncharacterized. The record is from RefSeq and is a predicted model, not a curated record. Bases 1 to 1104 code for a protein of 367 amino acids. The transcript is spliced from 2 exons. Gene Ontology annotation, biological process: L-homoserine biosynthetic process; aspartate family amino acid biosynthetic process. Gene Ontology annotation, molecular function: homoserine dehydrogenase activity; NADP binding; aspartate kinase activity. Lineage: Eukaryota; Fungi; Ascomycota; Eurotiomycetes; Eurotiales; Aspergillaceae.
AUGGCUACUACCACAGAGGAAGUUUACAUUGCCGUUAUCGGUGCCGGCGGAGUGGGCUCAUGUUUCCUGAAACAACUAUCAUACUUAAGCAAGACACGCCCUUCUCCCCGUCUUCGCCUAUGCUACAUCGCAAUUAUCGACAAAGCCCUCCACCACCCCGAUUACUCAGAGAUCAACAUCGAAACCGCCCUCAACAGACUCGAAGCAGAGGGCCAAGCACCACCUACAAUCCCCUGGAUCAUCGACUAUCUCUCCGGCGCCCCAUCCAAGGUGAUACUAGUCGACAACACCAGCGCCAACAGUCUUGCAGAAGCGUAUCCACAGUUCCUACGUCGCGGAAUCAGCAUCAUCACUCCCAACAAGAAGGCCUUUUCCGGAAAUUACCAACUAUGGGAAGAUAUCUUCAGCUCUGCGGCUGCCGGACACUCUUACGUUUUCCAUGAAUCAUCCGUUGGUGCUGGCUUGCCCAUUAUUUCCACCCUGAAGGAUCUAAUCAUUACCGGUGAUGAGAUCACUCGUAUUCAAGGUGUCUUCAGCGGCACAAUGUCCUUCCUUUUUAACUCCUUCGCUCCAACAGAGGGCCAAGGCGAGAAAUGGUCCGUUGCCGUCCACAAGGCCAAACAGCUAGGUUAUACGGAGCCCGACCCGCGCGACGAUCUAAACGGUCUCGACGUCGCUCGCAAGCUCACCAUUCUCGGUCGGCUAGCGGGGUUGCCUAUCGAAUCCCCAACAUCAUUCCCUGUUCAGAGCCUAAUUCCUCAGGAGUUGCAAGGAGUGUCAAGUGGAGACGAAUUCCUUGACCGUCUUCCGGAAUUUGACCAGCAAAUGGAACAGCACAAGGCAGCGGCCGAAAAGGAGGGCAAGUUUGUGCGUUUUGUUGGAAGUAUCGAUAUGGCCUCUCGCGAGGUCAAGGUGGGAAUAGAGUCGUUUGAGAAAACGCAUCCUAUCGCGGCGCUACAGGGGAGUGAUAAUCUUAUUAGCUUUUAUACGAAGCGGUACGGCGAUAAUCCGCUCAUCGUUCAGGGAGCGGGUGCUGGGGGUGAUGUGACUGCUAUGGGUGUGUCGAGUGACCUUCUUAAAGUGCUUUCUCAUAUUGCUAGGUAG